AUGCCAUCGAUGUUUGACGAGCUUCCUUUCGUCUCAGCCCCUGACUCUGACACUGCCUCCGAUUCAGGCAACGAUAGGGAUAGUCAAAAGGACCGAAAAUGGAAAUGUGUUCCUACCAACAAUCCCUUAAGGUUAAGGCCAAAGAAGUCGUUCGACACAGGAGGAACCCGAUCGGCACUCCUCAACGGCGUGGAGCAUCGUGAUCAGCAAAGUGACAUCAUUUUCCAGUAA
This is a messenger RNA of Echinococcus granulosus, 231 nucleotides long. RefSeq lists its product as hypothetical. NCBI's taxonomy places the organism in Eukaryota, Metazoa, Platyhelminthes, Cestoda, Cyclophyllidea, Taeniidae. Bases 1 to 231 code for a protein of 76 amino acids. The transcript is spliced from 2 exons. The record is from RefSeq and is a predicted model, not a curated record.